Molecule: messenger RNA, 1773 nt
Organism: Prunus mume (Japanese apricot)
Lineage: Eukaryota; Viridiplantae; Streptophyta; Magnoliopsida; Rosales; Rosaceae
Source: RefSeq, a predicted model, not a curated record
UAAUUUUUCAUGGAAAUCAAUCCAUUCUGCUCAAAUUUUAAAUCCUCUCAAGUUUUCUUAGCACUAGGACUGAAGUGGCUCGACCAUGGCAGCUUCCAAGAUGGUAAUGGCUUCGCUCACCGCCUUCCGCCCUCUAACUUGCGCUGCCUCAACCUCAACCUCUUAUCCUGGGCGAUUGGCCCCAUACCCACCUGACCUGAUCAAGUGGGUUCGUAGGGAAGGAGGGUUCGUGCACGAAGCCGUGAAGAUAGCUCAAGAUAGUUCCUUUGGUCUUGGACUGGUGGCUUCAGAGGAAAUCCCGAAAGGUUCUGAACUAAUUGUUCUUCCCGAGCACGUACCGUUGAGAUUUGGCUCUCUUGAAUCAGAGGGUGGAGAUGGUGGGCUUGACUCUGUUCUCGUCAAUUUGGCUCGCCAUGUUCCUGAGGAACUUUGGGCAAUGAAAUUGGGUUUGAAGCUUCUUCAAGAAAGAGCAAAAACUGGAUCCUUCUGGUGGUCAUACAUCAGCAGCCUCCCUGAAACAUUCAAUAUACCCAUCUUCUUCCCUGGCGAGGACAUAAAGAAUUUGCAGUAUGCUCCACUUCUUUACCAGGUGAACAAGAGAUGCAGAUUUCUUCUUGAUUUUGAACAAGAAGUCGAACGUGCUCUGGAAAAUUUGAAACCAAAUGAUCACCCUUUUGGUGGCCAAGCUGUAGAUGCAUCCUCCCUUGGAUGGGCAAUGUCAGCAGUUUCGUCUCGGGCCUUCCGUUUGUAUGGUAAAAAGCUUUCAGGUGAGAUCAACAAUGAUGUCCCGAUGAUGCUUCCUCUCAUUGACAUGUGCAACCAUAGUUUCAAGCCAAAUGCCAUAAUACUUCAGGACCAAGAUGACAGGGACGUGAAGAUGCUAGUAAAGGUUGUGGCAGAAACAGGGAUCAAACAGAACGAUUGUUUAGUACUUAACUAUGGGUGUUUAAAUAAUGACCUUUUCCUGCUGGAUUAUGGAUUUGUGAUACCAUCAAACCCCUAUGAUUGUAUUGAGCUGAAAUAUGAUGGAGCACUUCUGGAUGCUGCAAGUAUGGCUGCUGGAGUAUCAUCACCCAACUUCUCUGUACCAUCUCCAUGGCAGAAAGAAAUUUUAUGCCAGCUAAAGUUAGAUGGGGAAGCUCCUCUUCUUAAGGUAUGCUUAGGGGGUUCGGAGUUGGUUGAGGGGCGCUUGUUGGCAGCCUUAAGAGUUGUUCUUGCCAGUGACAUGGAAACAGUUCAGAAGCUUGAUUUAGAUAAACUUAAAUCUAUUUCAGUUGAAGCUCCCCUUGGUAUAGCAAAUGAGUUAGCUGCUUUUCGCACCGUUAUUGCAUUAUGUGUGAUUGCACUGGGACACUUCCCAACCAAAAUCAUGGAGGAUGAGUCCCUGUUGCAAAAGGGUGUUUCAGAUUCUACUCAGUUGGCUAUCCAGUUCCGAAUUGAGAAGAAAUCUGUCAUUAUAGAUGUGAUGAGAGAUCUCACAAGGAGGGUGAAAUUACUAGCAUCAAAAGAAACAGCCACUGCUCAAGGCUAAAUUGUUGUGGUAGAGGGAUCAUCCUAAAGGUGGCAUGUCUGCACACGCAACUGUCUUUUUUUUUUCUUUUUUAUCAAAGAGCACACAACUGUCUCUUAUACAUGUUUGUUGCCUUCGUUCUUUUCUGCUACUUUGUUUUGCAAUUACUUUCUGAUCUUUAGUAAUUUGAGUAUUAUCUUUAUAGAAUUUUGAAUAGGCUGGGUUUUCUAGUAUUAAUAGUCAGAGCUUUAAAACUCGAUAAA